AUGGCCCCGGUUAACUUUGGAUAUGUUCUCCUUUGGAGUGUCUCUCUUUCAUCCGUAGUGGCCCGUCCAAACGGCAACAGCAACCAGGCAAAGCGACAGCUUUUGGGCUCUGCUGUACCUUCAGGUGUGCCUUCACCCUCCCCAUUACCAUCCAUCUCUAUCUCGGCAUCUAUCCCAGCUAGCGCCGCGAUUCCAUCCGCUUCUGCUGCCGCCGGAGGCCUUCUUGGAGGCCUUCCACUCCUAGGUGGCGUCACUGGCUCUCUUCCUGUUGUUGGGAGUGCGAUUGGAGGCUCUUCUAGUCCUCUCGGCGCUGUAACUGGCGCCACAGGAAGUCUUCCCGUCGUCGGAGGUGUUCUUGGAGGCGCUUCCAAUCCCCUCGGUGCUGUAACUGGCGUCACAAACAGUCUGCCUAUCGUCGGCGCUGGGUCCAGCCCGCUCGGUGCCGUUACUGGUGCCACGAGCAGUCUUCCCGUCGUUGGAGGUGUACUUGGAGGAGUCUCCAACCCUCUCGGUGCAGUGACUGGCGUUGCAGGUAGUCUCCCCGUCGUUGGAGGCGUAGUCGGAGGGGCCUCCAACCCUCUCGGCGCAGUGACUGGCGUUACAGGUAGUCUUCCCGUCGUUGGAGGUGUGCUCGGGGGCGCCACCAGCGGAAACCCGUUGGGAGCCGUCACCGGCGCAGCAUCUGGCGUCGUCAACACGGCAACGGGGGCGCUCGGCUCCGUUCCUGUUGUCGGUGGUGUUGCCAACACUGCUUUGAACACCGUCACUGGUGCAACUGGCAGCUUGCCCGUAGUUGGAGGCAUCCUAGGUGGUGCUGCCCCUGCUGCUCCUGCUGUUGCUGCUCCCUCAGCUGUGCCCAACCUCAGCCCUGCUCCUCUCACCGGUAUCCCCGGAACCGACCCCGUCGGAGCUUUCUCUAUCAGCGUGAUCGCUACCUUGCUUUCCUUGUUGAAGAAGGACCCCCUUUCUCUCUUUGCUCCUGCUCGUCCUAUCCCUGCUCUCGUCAGGCGUGAUGCUCCCGAGCUUGCAGAGCGUGACAUGGAGGACCGUAUGCUUGCUAAGCGUCAGCUUCCCGGUCUUUCUCUUCCCGGCCUUCCCUCUCUCUCCAGCGGUCUUCCAGGCGUCGGCGUUGGUGGACUUCCUUCUAGCGGCAUCCCAGGAGUCAGCCCUGAUCUGGCCUACCUUGUUGGCUCCAUCGCCAAGAACAUUGCCAUCCCAGGAGGCAACGGUCUCGGUAGCGUCACCGGCUCCAUCCUCUCCGUCCUCAACGGCAUUGUCCCCAACUUCCUCUUCCAGCUCCCCGUUGUCCAAGACUCCGUCGCUACCUUCGGUGUUCUCCAGCUUCUUUCUUCUAUCAACCCGGCCAAAUUCUCUACAUUGGUCGGCCUAAACAGCCUCACUGCUCUCAGCCAGGCUGCUAGCACCAUCCCCGCUGGUGACCUUGCCUUCAUUAAGGGCCUCCCCGUCGUCAACGACCCGAGCAACCUCAUCAGCACCAUCACGGGUUUCACCGACAACAUCUUGAGCCUUCCCGGUAACGUCGCCAACUUGAAGGCCAGUGUUGCCGUCCUCUCCCUCAAGCACUUGGGAUUGUCCGUCGCUGGGCUCGGCUAG
Molecule: messenger RNA, 1614 nt
Organism: Aaosphaeria arxii CBS 175.79
Lineage: Eukaryota; Fungi; Ascomycota; Dothideomycetes; Pleosporales
Exons: 4
Coding region: 1-1614 (537 amino acids)
Source: RefSeq, a predicted model, not a curated record